AUAUCUUCUAAUGGCACCAAUGUUGAAACUUGAGGGACUCAUUGCAGCGACAGUGACUCCAUUCCUUGAAGAUGGAGAAUUAAACUUGUCUGUUAUUGAAAAGUAUGUCGACUUUUUGGUAAAUCAARAUGUGCUUGGAGUUUUUGUUGCUGGUUGUACAGGAGAAGGUCUCACCAUGACAGUCAAGGAAAGAAAACUUUUAGCAGAAAAAUGGAUGGAAGUAGGGAGAAGCAAAUUAAAGUAUAUCAUUAUUCAAGUGGGAACCGCUAAYCUUAAAGACACAAAAGAGCUGGCUAAACAUGCAGAAAGUAUAGGUUGCGAUGCCAUAGCUACUGUACCAACACUCUUCCCAAAGCCUUCAAACGUAGAGUGUCUAACAAGAUAUGUUAAAGAGGUCUCUCUUGCUGCUCCGUGCACUCCAAUCAUGUAUUAUCACAUACCAACCCUCNUUUAUUUAGUUAGGAUUGAAGAUUUCCUGGGUCAAGCACAUAGAGAAAUUCCUAAUUUUCUUGGAGUAAAAUUCUCCAGUCCUGAUACUUUUGACUUAAGGAGAUCCAUGGUAGCGGAAGGAGGGAAAUUUCAAAUGAUAGAUGGAAGAGAUGAAUUACGAUUGACAGGUCUUUCUUUGGGAGUCAAGAGCGCAAUUGGAUCGACUUACAAUUACAUGGGAAAAGUGUACAAUAGAAUGACUGAGUAUUUUAACAAAGGAGACAUGAAGAAGGCACUUCUAGAACAGUUCUCAGAAAAAACAUCAGGUGAUUGCAGUGUGUCUAUCAACUAA
This is a messenger RNA of Exaiptasia diaphana, 781 nucleotides long. RefSeq names its product N-acetylneuraminate lyase-like. Gene Ontology annotation, biological process: N-acetylneuraminate catabolic process. The transcript is spliced from 11 exons. The record is from RefSeq and is a predicted model, not a curated record. Gene Ontology annotation, molecular function: N-acetylneuraminate lyase activity; 4-hydroxy-tetrahydrodipicolinate synthase activity. NCBI's taxonomy places the organism in Eukaryota, Metazoa, Cnidaria, Anthozoa, Actiniaria, Aiptasiidae. Bases 11 to 781 code for a protein of 256 amino acids.